Molecule: messenger RNA, 3897 nt
Organism: Anolis sagrei ordinatus
Lineage: Eukaryota; Metazoa; Chordata; Lepidosauria; Squamata; Anolidae
Gene: MAP3K12
Product: mitogen-activated protein kinase kinase kinase 12
Biological process (GO): protein autophosphorylation; JNK cascade
Cellular component (GO): cytoplasm
Molecular function (GO): MAP kinase kinase kinase activity; ATP binding
Source: RefSeq, a predicted model, not a curated record
AUCCUCCUUGCCGUUGCAGGGAAGGAAGGCUGGCACACAGCGAGGCGCCUCCUCCUGCAUCCCUGCCUCUCCCCAUCCCUCGCUGCCACCGCGCCUUGGACAGAGAAGAGGAGGAGGAGGAAGAGGAGGAGGAGGAUGCUCCUCCUUAGAGCCUCAACCUGGGUCCAGGGCGCGCAUUGAGGAGCCAGAUGGGGACCAGCUGAUAGGGAAGAAGAGGAGGAGGAGGAAGAAGGGGCACUGCUUUUGUUCCCUGCCUUGCAAGGAAAGACGGGAGGAGAGGAAGAAGAAGAGGCGGAGGAGGCGUCAGGUGGAGGGACUAGUUGCACGUUAUUCCAAGCCGCACAUCACCAUGGCAUGCCUGCACGAGACCCGCACACCUUCCCCCUCCUUUGGCAGUUUCAACACUAUCCUAGCGGAGAGCUCCCUCCGAAAAUUGGACCCGGAUGCUUUAGACAGCACCCCGGAAAAGGACCUUACGCCGACGCAGUGUGUGUUGAGGGACGUGUUGCCCAUCGAUGGCGGAGGAGGAGGUGGAGGGGGGCACAGCCCUACCCCCAGCGAAGAGACCCAUGACCAGUUUGCCAACAGUGUCCUGCAGCUCCAUGAAAAUGAAGCUGGGGGCCACGGAGGAGGAGGUGGGGCUGGUGCAGGGGCCGGGGCUGGCAAUCCAGAGGUACGGGCCACUCGCUACCAUGCUGACCAGGUUCGUCUCCACUGCCAGUCUGGGAGUGGCUUCCUGGAAGGCCUCUUCGGUUGCCUGAAGCCCGUCUGGACCAUGAUUGGCAAAGCGUAUUCUACUGAACACAAACAGCAACAGGAAGACCCAUGGGAAGUACCCUUUGAAGAGAUUAUGGACUUGCAGUGGGUGGGCAGUGGGGCGCAGGGGGCUGUCUUCCUGGGACGCUUCCAUGGGGAGGAGGUGGCUGUCAAGAAGGUGCGAGACCUCAAGGAGACAGACAUCAAGCAUCUGCGGAAGCUGAAACAUCCCAACAUCAUUACCUUCAAGGGCGUUUGUACCCAGGCUCCUUGCUACUGCAUCAUCAUGGAGUUCUGUGCCCAGGGCCAGCUGUAUGAGGUGUUGCGAGCCGGGCGCAAGGUCACACCCUCCCUGUUGGUCGACUGGUCUAUGGGCAUUGCCGGCGGCAUGAAUUACCUGCACCUCCAUAAGAUCAUCCACCGUGACCUCAAGUCACCCAACAUGCUGAUUACUUAUGAUGAUGUGGUGAAGAUCUCUGACUUCGGUACCUCCAAAGAGCUCAGUGACAAGAGCACCAAGAUGUCCUUUGCCGGCACAGUGGCCUGGAUGGCGCCAGAAGUCAUUAGGAAUGAACCUGUUUCUGAGAAGGUUGACAUCUGGUCCUUUGGCGUUGUUCUCUGGGAGUUGCUAACAGGAGAGAUCCCUUACAAGGAUGUAGAUUCCUCAGCCAUAAUCUGGGGUGUGGGUAGUAACAGCCUCCACCUGCCUGUACCAACCAGCUGCCCUGAUGGUUUCAAGAUCUUGCUAAGACAGUGCUGGAAUAGCAAACCUCGGAACCGUCCGUCUUUCCGCCAGAUCCUGCUGCACCUUGACAUUGCAUCAGCUGAUGUUCUCUCUACGCCACAGGAGACCUACUUCAAAUCCCAGGCCGAAUGGCGGGAGGAAGUAAAACUACAUUUUGAAAAAAUUAAAUCAGAGGGAACAUGUCUACACCGCUUGGAGGAGGAGUUGAUCCACCGACGGCGAGAAGAACUCAGGCACGCUUUGGACAUCCGGGAGCACUACGAGAGAAAGCUGGAGCGGGCCAACAAUCUUUAUAUGGAGCUCAAUUCCCUGAUGUUACAGCUGGAGCUCAAGGAAAAGGAGCUGCUCCGGCGGGAGCAAGCUCUGGAGAAGAAGUAUCCAGGGCUCUUUAAGCACCAUCCAUCCCGGAGCCUCCUCCAUGGCAACACAGUGGAGAAGCUGAUCAAGAAGAGGAACGUGCCUCAGAAACUCUCUCCACACAGCAAGAGGCCUGACAUUCUGAAGACAGAGGUGAUCAUGGACCCAACUCUUCCCCAGCUUGCCAUCCCCGUGUGCCAGAAAGGCCCUCCCUCCCCGGGGCGCAGUCGCCGCGCUAAGUCACGCUACCGCAAGGUCAGCUCCCGGGGCAGUUGUGGGGAGCUGGCCGAACCUGCGGGAGCCAAGCGCCUGGAGCCUUGUGCCGCGCUGCGAGGCCUUCAGCACGACCUCCUCCUCCGCAAGAUGUCGUCUUCCAGCCCUGACCUCAUCUCCACGACUCUGGGGGCCGAGAGCCGCAAAGGGGAAACCGGGCCUGAAUCCCCGCCGACGGAGCAGCCCCGCAGUGAGACCCCCAGUGAAGAUACUGCCUCAGUGCCGUGCUCCAGCAGCCCCGAGUCUCCCUCUUCGCGACAGGGUGCUGUCGGGCCAUCAGGGAAGGCAAGGCUACAGCCGGGAGAGGAGGCCGAGCGGGACCAGGGCCGAGGCAGUCGAUCCGGGGCCGCCUCUCAAUCCCAGCACCUCACGCCAGCAGCUCUCUUGUAUCGGGCAGCUGUCACUCGGAGCCAGAAGCGUGGGGUCUCCUCAGAGGAGGAGGAGGGCGAGGUGGACAGUGAAGUAGAGCUUCCACUCCGGCAAAGGUGGCCUCAGGCCAUGAGCAAGCGGCAGUCACUCUCCACUUUCAGCUCUGAGAACUUCUCUGACGCGGAUGGCGAAGAAGGCACUGCCAGUGAGGGCACAACGGCUUCCCACAGCGGUGGCACACCAGACGUGGCCAGCACCAAUACAGACGAGCGGCUGGACGCAGAGCGCUCAGAUGAUGAUAUCCUGGGUCACUCGGAUGGGCUGUCUGAAAAGGAGGCGGCCAUCCGUCUUGUCAAACGCCAACUCAGUGCUGAGCAGAAUGGAGGGGAGGACCCUACUGCCUAUGAGGAUUCUGACUGCGACAUUGCCGAACUGGACCAUUCAGGCAGUGGAGAGGUGCAGAGACUUCCAGACAUGCCCAAUUUGUGAUCUCACCUGCUCGGCUUUCCUUUCCCCAGGUUGUACAGACCCCCUCCCUUCCUCCACCUCCCUGCACCAACACCGCCUCCCCAGAUAUUUAUAUAAAUAAUCUAUAAAGAUCUAUAUAAAUCUAUAUUAUCGCAUAAUCUCUGGAAGGAGAGCCAGCACGCCUCAUCGUCUCCCUCCCCUCCCUCACUUCUGGUUCCUACAUUCUCUCGGACUGGCUGGGUAUGCGUGUGUGGGUGUCGAGGGUCAUGCCCUGCCAUCGGGGCUCGCUGUUUGUACUCGGGGCAGCUGAAGAUACAGAACAAAUGAACACAGAACAAACCAACCUGUAGCCAUUGCCCUUGCAACUCGGCAGAACAGCUUGUGUCCUACGGCGGGAGGAAUCGGUCCCUUCUUCUCUGCUUCCUAAAGUCCUGAAUGUUGUAAGCUCCAAAAGACCCACCUGUUCUACCAGGAUCCAUUGAUGGGUCCAAGGAACAGAGAGAUUGAUUGAGAAAAGAGUUUGGCUGGAAACCUGGUGUUUUUGUCUCCCAGAGGAAGUGGCAACAUGCAUCAACAGGGCUCCAAAGUGCUUUGCCAUAUCUUGGAUGGAGCGUGUGUAUCCUGGGCCUCAGCCAGACUGUCUCUGAGAGGGACUUAAUGCAUGUUGGACCACAGUCAGCAUGGAAACUCCCCCUUCCCCGUGUUCCACUAAGCCACAGCGUGAAAAAUAAGUCUUUCUCAUUCAUCCCUUGUAGCCCUUCACACAACCAAAGCCAGAGUGUAACAACCUCUCUUCUUCCCAACGCACACAUACACGCUUCAGUUCUUGGGAAUGGGGCUCAGAGCUCAAAAACUGCUCCCAUCCCUCACCUUCCAGCACUCAACUCUACUGGGUGGGUGUGGGCAGGUGUAGAUAUAUGCACACACAA